This is a messenger RNA of Styela clava, 1907 nucleotides long. RefSeq names its product THUMP domain-containing protein 1-like. Gene Ontology annotation, molecular function: RNA binding. The record is from RefSeq and is a predicted model, not a curated record. NCBI's taxonomy places the organism in Eukaryota, Metazoa, Chordata, Ascidiacea, Stolidobranchia, Styelidae. Gene Ontology annotation, biological process: tRNA modification.
GGAAGCCGUAACCGACCAGCGGUUACGUGAACCACCCAACGACGGCGAGGAGUGACGUACGGCGAGGAGUCCGUACACCGUGGGAUGCCAUACUGCCAUAUGAUUAAGCCAAGCCGUCUGAGCAUCUUUAUUCCCCCUCGCGGGAGAUAUGAAAAUCUCAUCCCAGGAGCCAAACUUCUUCGUUCCGAUUACAGCUCCUUCUUUAUGUUUUCCUGUCUUUGUGCUGUUGUGCCUACUUUCUGACUUUGUUUUUGUUCCAGUGUUGUCUUUAUUAUCUUGUUCUUUGCUUUUGUAUUAUAUGUAGGCCUAUUUGGGUCAAUUCCUGUUAGAUCCCCGAUUAACAAACUUUACACAUCGUUUUGACUCUUCUUCCAUAAUCCAGGUAAGAGUGUAAACUUUGGUAAGAUGUCUGAAAAACGCAAGUUUGCUGUCAAUAAGUCGAUACAAAAGGGGAAAAAAGCAAAAUAUUGUGGUGGUGGGGGAUAUUCAAAACUUGAGGCAGGAAUGAAAGGAGUUCUCAUAUCUCAUGAUCGUAAUAAAGAGAAGUUUUGCAGACUCGAUUCUUUUAGAUUGCUGAAUCAUUUUGCGGACAAGUAUUUUGGACCUGAAAAGUUGAACAAGGAGAGUGAAAAUGCAGAUGAUGGUGCUGAAAGCAAAUCGGAAGAUGAAGAUAUUGCCAGCAUUUUAUCUAAUGAAGUGAAUGAGAUUAAAUCCAUUGCUAAAGGAAACUCUUCGGAACAAAGGCGUUUUACAGCAGUCAAAAGUGGAUGUAAUAACCUGAUUUUUAUUCGAUUUCAUAAAGAUAUUAGUCCCGGACCUUUUCUGAGUAGAGUUGUGAAAACAAUUCAUCAAAACGAUAACAACGCUGACAACAGUUUACCUGCAAUAAGGAAUGUAUUGAGGAUGCAUCCAAUAGACUUUUCCUGUUCUGCAUAUCUUGACAGUAUGUGUAAGAAUAUCCCUACCUUCCUAGAAAAUAAGUUUGAGGAUGAAAGUUUCCAAGAUGUUAUGAAAAAAGAAUUUACUAUUGAGUAUAAGUGUCGAAAUAAUAGUCACUUAUCUCGCAAGGAAGUUCUUGAUGGACUUUAUGAAAAAAUGCGGGAUUCGGAAUGUGGUUGGAAAUAUAACUGCAGAUCUCAAUCAGUGUCAGUUAUUAUCGACGUUCUGAAGACUGUAUGUUUGGUUUCUGUUGUAAAAAAUUAUUAUUUUUACAAAAAGUAUAAUAUUAGGGAACUACUGUGUUCUAAUGUGAUAUCAAAAAUUCACGGAAAAGAAGAAUCUACUACUUCUGUGGAAUCCAGUGUAACUGCUGAUGAUAUAAGUCACAAAGCGAAUGGGGAUGGAAACAAGAAAUGUAUGAAGAUCAAAAAUGAUGACCUUGUUGAAUUAGUUGGGCAAAAUGAUUUAAUUGUAAAAAAUCCAUCAUGUGCUGUUCAUGAAGAUGAAAAAGUUGAAUCAGAAAUUGAAAAUUCCAACUUGCAGCCAAGUGUAGAACAAGUCAAUAUUACUAAUGAAAAUAACAAACUCCCACAAUGACCUAUUCGACAUUUGAAACAUUUUUUUAUUUUUGAAAUAAUAUUGCUCAGAAAACUGUUUCAAUUUUUUGUGGUCAUUGCAAGCGCUGGCAGAAAAAGGCUAGGUCGAAUGGGAGUACUUGGAAUCUUGAUUAACUUUGCGAAAAUUUUCGAUUUGCUUUGUCUUAAACAUAUUUCAUGUAUUACCAAUAAUUAACUCUUAUCCUUUACCUACCACUGUAGUUUGUUGAGUUUAUUUCACUUACAAAUACUUUCUUUUGUGAGAAAUUGCUCUCAAAACAGAAGCAAUGUUUAUAAUAUACUUUGCUUAUCAUUACAGUACAAAUCAUGAUGAGAGAAUAAGUCUUGUUUUAACUUCUCUUUUUGAUCCAG